Messenger RNA from Aplysia californica (California sea hare), 3188 nucleotides. RefSeq lists its product as uncharacterized. The coding region runs from base 173 to 1300 and encodes 375 amino acids. The transcript is spliced from 2 exons. Gene Ontology annotation, molecular function: zinc ion binding; mRNA binding. Gene Ontology annotation, biological process: oogenesis; negative regulation of translation. Lineage: Eukaryota; Metazoa; Mollusca; Gastropoda; Aplysiida; Aplysiidae. The record is from RefSeq and is a predicted model, not a curated record. Gene Ontology annotation, cellular component: perinuclear region of cytoplasm.
UUCUCCUCGAGAACAUGCGUAAGACAGACGAGAAAACUCUGCUACUCUGGUUUUAAAUUCUAGAGGCCCCACAAAAAUCUGUUUCUGGAUUCCUUCUCAAGUUGCUUCUUCAUCAAGACUAAUUACCCCCUAUCUACCAUACCACCCACGGCACCAAUCAGUAGUUCCCGCCAUGUAUACUCUAUUUGAUGGAAAAUCUACCUGGCCAGCGAGCUCGCUCCAGCCAGUCUACUACAGCGGGCCCGUGCCCACAACCCCCACCUACAUGCUGGGCACCACCCCAUCUCUCGGCGACCCCUCACCCCAACCUGUUCUCUACAGCCUCCAAACUCCCCUCUUCCCCUCGGCCAUCGCUUCCUCCCCCACCGACUCUCGACACCGUUUGACCUCUGAUGACGUGUUUCUUCCCGAAACUCCGGCUGUGAUCCACGAUUCGUCGGUGUUUAGCUAUGCCUUACAGCAUCAAAACUACCAAAACGCCUUCACCUCUGCUGCCAAUCUGACAAACGCUUCAGGGCAUCCUGUCAACUUUGAAUCCAAACCGGAAAAUUCGUCACUCGAUGUUGAAGUUGACACUUCUUCCGACUGUUCCCGCUCCAGCAAUUUCGGCCUGAACUCCCCGCCUCGUAAGUUCGAGCACACGGCCAACAUGUCGUGUCAAUCUUCAACCGUUUCCUCAUCUCCCAGCUCCAUCUGCCAUGACGACUCUAGACUCUUAACGAAUAGCCCUCCUCAUUAUAACAUCCUGGAUGCGAACGAUUCUGUCUUUGCUCCACCCUUCCAGUCUUUGUCGUCAUCACACCCCCAAUACUGCAACAACUCGGACUCGAACUAUUAUUCCCAAAUCCUGGACAUAAAGUGUGGAUUUAACCGAGGACGCAUGAUCACAAGCGCCAGUUCGGAAAGAUGUCCACGCUUCAGUCAAAACGGCAUCACAGAAGAGUUGGACGAAUGCGACAAGAGUUUCUUCAGAGCCCCAGAAGUGGGGAUAGACAAUCAGGCCAAGAAAAGGGAGGAGUUCCUUUUAACCCUCGAGGCUGAACGGGAAAAGCAGAGGAAACUGGUGCUGCCGAAAUACACGCCAAAGAUGAACUGCAAGUUCUGUAAGAACAACGGCGAGAGUCCUGAGGUGUACACCAAACAUCGGCUCCACUACAACGAGAAGACCAUCUGUCCCCUGCUCAGACAUUACGUUUGCCGACUUUGCAACAGUACCGGGGAUUUUGCACACACUAUCCGACACUGUCCCUUCAACAGCAAGAAAGACAAAAUUGCAUGGAAAGCAACCUUUCUGGUGUAGAAUUCAACAGUCCAUCGCAAAGAAACUGCAGCAAGUGUUUUGUUUUGAUUUUUGUCUUUCCUUCGUACUAUUUCUUAUGUUUUUUGGGGGUUGUUGUUUUUUUUUUAAUUUUUGGCGGGUUGUGGAGGGGUGGAUGGUGGACUUAUUUUGACCCCAGAGGGUCGUUACUUAUUGUGAUGUCUAUGAACACAGUUUACUUCAAUGCAAUUUUUGUUAUUUUCCAAUUAUAUUGGUGGGGGGUCUGCCCUCUUUUGUGAGAGGAAUCCAAUUUUGAUGCCAGUUUAUCAGUGACAUUAUACUCGUACUAAUCAAUGAACACUUCCGCCACCCAAAUAACCUUCAUGACCAGACGGCCCCACAAAGUUUCGGUUCCUUAUUGCAGCUUGUCUGGUCUUGAAUGUUAUCUGGGAAACAGCGGUUCAAAAUGCUUUUACUCCGCGAUGCUUAGUGACUGGUCACUCUUAAAGAGUUUGAAAAUAUAAUUAUAUCAAAUUUAGGAAUUUAGUUGCACACGAAACGAAAAAAGAAAGGGGAUGGUCGAUAGAAGAGAUGGCGAAGAGAAGUUGGGGAGGGGAAGGGGUUUAUAUAAAUUAAAUAAUGCGUAUUACUCGAUGAACUAAUAUUGAAUACGGCUCCAAGCAAUAAUCCAUCGAAAUGGUCUCCGAAGCUUAAAAACGAGCACAGGUUUCUGUCCCACAUACGGUUCGGUUACUCUAUUGGCUAGAAACCUGGUCUUGUCCUGAAAUUGCCGGAGUGCUGCAACUUUAGUUUAUAUAGAUCUGCCACCUGCCCCCCCCCCCCCCCCCUCAUUUCCCUUGCCCAUAAACUGGAGGCGUAAGUAAGACAGGCGGGUAGUUAGAAGGCCCCACAAUAAAGGCAUACCAAUCAUAGGUCAACGAGGGUUGGAACAGGGAAGUAAAGGGGGAGGGGUUCUCAUUGCUAAACGAUCUUAUAAAACGUUAGGAACAAUUUCAGCUACAAAACUAGUAUCUAGAUAGCAUGACAAAAGCUUCUGGGAGAAAAUCAUUUUGAUUUGAAACCUCUUCGAUAUCCUCCAGUUGUGUGAGGUCUAGAUUUUACCUUUGUUAGUAGAAUUUGGGGAGGGAACUGUUGCUUUUUAAAAAGAAUGCGUUGACAGUUUCAGGGAUAUUUGUUUUAUUUGUAUUUUAUACUUCCGAACCUAAGGGAUCCAUAAUGAUAGUGUUGUUCGGUUUAGAGCGACAUACAGAUUACGAGAAAAUUAACGAUCAUAUUAUUGGUGAUGUUGCCAGCAAACUUUCAGCACAUUAUACCACAUUUUUAUUGGUAUCUUUUAAAAUGGCUCAAGGCUCUAUCGCACAGACGUCAAACUCAAUGUCCCGGGGCCACAUGUGGCCUGGCUAACAAUUACAUCCGACCUGCGAGACAAUUUUAAGUUACCCAUCCGGAGAAUUUCAAUAGACCCAACAUCGAACCCUCUGCUCCAAACAUAAACGAACUUUUUGCCAAGAGAAGAUACCGAGCACCCAUCUUCGACAAGUUGGCAUAAAAACAAAAGUUGGUAUGGCUGGGUCUAUUUUCAUUCUAAAUUCUGUCUGUUUAAAUUCAUAUUAUUUAAAAAUGAUCUAGUUUUCUACUGCUCAGUGGCUGUCCAGUUCGAUCUGCAAUCUUGUGUAAUUUGAGUUUGGCCCCUUGAGCAACUGAUUUUGACGCCUGUGCUUUAAAGCAAUUUAUUGACUUCUCGUUAAACCUUGAAGCUACAGGACUUGAAGUCCCUGAGCUUCAUCAUCUUGAGAGUGUAUGACCAGUUUAUAAUGUUGUCAGACCCAUGGAUGUACAUGUACCGCGUUUGUGAUAAGGUAUGCUCUUUACUUUCAAAACGGAAUGGAGUAAAAUAUGUUGCAAAGUA